GUGCUGCUGCUAGGCUCAUGCACUCACAGCACACCCAGACUGGCUUUUUUUCUCAGCUGCUGAGAGGAGGGACAGGGGCUCAGAAAAGGGAUGGUGCGAGCCUGUAAGGAGACAGCACAUAGGAACAGUCCUUCUCUUCUCGCCCCUCUGCUGUCUCAGUGACGUUCUCGUUAACAUACUUGGGAUCGGCAGCGUGGGGGGGCUCGGCCACCAGCAAUCAUGUCCCUGUCCCGGAGGAGCCCCCACAGUCGGACCACCAGCAGUGGCAGCAGCAGGAUGAGCUCGGACGGGGGCGGGCGGCCCCUCAAGGUGGGCUCUCUGGUGGAGGUGAUUGGAAAAAGCCAGCACGGGACGGUGGCCUACAUCGGCACCACCCUAUUCGCCUCUGGAAAAUGGGUGGGGAUCAUCCUGGACGAGCCCAAAGGAAAGAACGACGGCACGGUGCAGGGCAAGCGCUAUUUCACCUGCGAGGAGAAUCAUGGCAUCUUUGUUCGACAGUCCCAGAUCCAGCUGGUGGAUGACACUGCCGACACCACAUCUCCAGAUACUCCUGAACCAAGUUCCAGCAGGGUCCUCAAAAAAGAGAUCUUGGAGACAACCAAGUCUGCCAAACUGCGAGGAGUGAAGCUCAGAAAGACUCCAGCCCCCCGGAAGACCACAGCCAGGAGGCCCAAGCAGCCCAGCCGGCCCACAGGAGGCACAGGGAGGGGGGCUGCAUCCGGCUCAGCUUCAGCCUCCACUGGGGAGAUGAGCAGCAGCGAGGCCAGCACACCCGCCCAGACCCCCCUAGUGGCUCCGCUUAUCCCCACCCUGCACUCUCCAGGAAAUGCAGCAGCCCCGCCCAGCAAGGAGGAAGAGACACUGCGAGCUCAGGUGAAGGACCUGGAAGAGAAGCUGGAGACGCUGAAGAUGAAGCGGACUGAGGACAAGGCCAAGCUGAAGGAACUGGAGAAGCAUAAGAUUCAGCUGGAGCAGCUGCAGGAGUGGAAGACCAAGAUGCAGGAACAGCAGGCCGAACUACAGAGGCAGCUGAAGGAGGCCAAGAGGGAGGCUAAAGAAGCUCUCGAGGCCAAAGAACGCUACACGGAAGAGAUGUCCGAUACGGCGGACGCCAUCGAGAUGGCCACACUUGACAAGGAGAUGGCAGAAGAGAGGGCGGAGUCUCUCCAGCUUGAAGUGGACUCCUUAAAGGAGCGGGUGGAAGAGCUCACAAUGGACCUGGAGAUCCUGAAACAUGAAAUUGAGGAGAAAGGCUCGGAUGGAGCAGCCUCCAGUUUCCACGUCAAGCAGCUGGAGGAGCAAAACGGCCGGCUGAAGGAAGCUCUGGUCAGGAUGCGGGACCUGUCCGCCUCAGAGAAGCAGGAACAUGUCAAGCUGCAGAAACAAAUGGAGAAGAAGAACAUGGAGCUUGACUCUUUGAGGGGGCAGAAGGAAAAGCUGCAGGAGGAGAUGAGUGCAGCUGAGAGGACCAUCGAUGAGCUGAAGGAGCAGGUGGAUGCAGCUUUGGGUGCCGAGGAGAUGGUGGAGACUCUGACUGAGAGGAACCUGGACCUGGAGGAGAAGGUCAGGGAGCUGAGGGAGACAGUGACCGACCUGGAAGCUAUAAAUGAGAUGAACGAUGAGCUUCAGGAGAACGCCAGAGAGACGGAGCUGGAGCUCAGAGAGAUGCUGGAUCUUGGGGCGGCUCGGGUCCGGGAGGCGGAGAAACGGGUGGAGGCCGCGCAGGAGACCGUGGCUGAUUACCAGCAGACCAUCAACAAGUACCGCGAGCUCACGGCUCACCUCCAGGAGCUGAACCGGGAGCUGACGAGCCAGCAGGAGGCCUCGGCGGAGCUGCAGCAGCAGCCGCCUGCUGACAUGUUUGACUUCAAAAUCAAGUUUGCAGAGACCAAGGCCUACGCUAAGGCCAUUGAGAUGGAGCUGAGAAAGAUGGAGGUGGCUCAGGCGAGCAGGCAGGUCUCUCUUCUGACUUCCUUCAUGCCCGAGUCUUUUCUGCGUCACGGAGGAGAUCACGACUGCAUCCUGGUUCUGCUGCUCAUCCCAAGACUCAUCUGCAAGGCAGAGCUGAUCAGCAAACAGGCUGAGGAGAAGUUCGAGCUCAGUGAAGGAUGUGUGGAACGGGUCGGCCUGAGAGGUUCUGUUGGGGAGCAGCUGAGUUUCGCUGCAGGUCUGGUCUAUUCUCUGAGUCUGCUGCAGGCCACGCUGCACAAAUACGAGCAGGCUCUGUCUCAGUGCAGCGUGAACGUCUACAAAAAGGUGGGCUCUCUGUACCCUGAGAUGAGCGUGCACGAGCGCUCCCUGGACUUCCUGAUCGACCUGCUGCAUAGAGACCAGCUGGAUGAAACGGUCCGCGUGGAGCCGCUCACCAAGGCCAUCAAGUACUACCAGCACCUGUACAGCAUCCACCUGGCGGAUCAGACAGAGGACUGCACCAUGCAGCUGGCUGACCACAUCAGGUUUACCCAGAGCGCCCUGAACUGUAUGGCGGUGGAGGUGGGGCGUCUGCGGGCAUUCUUGCACGCCGGUCAGGAGAAGGCGGAGCUAGCUGUGCUGUUGAAGGACCUGGAGACGUCCUGCAGCGACAUAAGGCAGUUCUGCAAGAAGAUUCGCCGCAGGAUGCCAGGAACCGACGCUCCAGGCAUUCCGGCGGCGCUCAGCUUUGGGCCGCAGGUGUCGGACGCGCUCUCAGACUCCAGGAAACACCUGACCUGGGUGGUGGCCGUGCUGCAGGAAGUGGCAGCGGCAGGAGCGCAGAUGAUGUCACCGCUGGGGGAGCAGGAGGGGCUGUCAGCCGUCAAACUGGAGGACGUGGCCUUCCAAGCCACAGAGCAGGUGUACGGAUCUCAGGGCGCCAACACCUAUGAGUGUCUGCGGCAGUCCUGUAACAUCGUCAUAGCGACUAUGAACAAGAUGGCCACAGCCAUGCAAGAGGGCGAGUAUGACUCGGAGAAGCCUCAGAUGAAGAACCCUCCCCCUGUGGAGCUGCAGGCCGCCGCCCUGCGAGCAGAAAUCACAGAUGCAGAGGGACUGGGCCUGAAGCUGGAGGACAGAGAGACGGUCAUCAAGGAGCUGAAGAAAUCUCUGAAGAUCAAAGGGGAGGAGCUGAGCGAGGCGAGUGUCCGUCUCAGCCUCCUGGAAAAGAAGCUGGACAGUUCAUCCAAAGAUGCAGAUGAGCGCGUAGAGAAAAUCCAGACUCGCCUGGACGAAACCCAGGCUCUGCUGAAGAAGAAAGAAAAGGACUUCGAGGAGACCAUGGAUACCUUGCAGGCUGACAUUGACCAGCUGGAGUCAGAGAAGGCGGAGCUAAAGCAGCGCCUCAACAGCCAGUCCAAGAUGAGCACUGACUUGGGGGGAGGCGGCCCAACGGGUGCGGUUUCCAUGGUAAUGGGGACUGCAGGAGGCAGCCCGGUAUCAGCCGGCCUUCAGGUGAUUGACUCACCUCUGCUGACUCAGCAGAUUGAAGCUCAACGGCUCUGCAUCAAACAGCUGAAGAACGACAACAACAGGCUGAAGGCGGAAAAGAUUCGCGCUCAGCUCGCCUCCCUGCCCCCCCUCCAUGUCCCCAAACUGCCCUCCACAAACGGCCCUCCCCGUGUGCUCUCCGGCGCCCUCUACCGCAAGACCGAGCAGCUGCUGGAGACUCUGCUGCAGAUGAGCGCCAACGUGAAGGUGGUGGACGUGACGGGAAAGUGCCCAGUGAGCCCUGCUGCGCAGCUGCUGGAGCAGACGGCUCGACUGCGGUCCCUCAGAGAGACGUUGGAACGGCUGAAGGACGAGGUGGCGGAGCACGUGGUCAGCCAGCAGCCAGGAGCUCGAGUCCCGUCCGACUUCGCCACCUUCCCCUCGCCCCCCUUUGUGAAGGCCAAAGAGGAAAGGGGCGGAGACACAGUGCUGGUGGGGCGACUCAUGGUGCCAUGCCCCCGUGGUCAGGAGCAGGUCCACCGCCUCGUCCUGUCCCAGCGGCAGCUGCAGAGGGUUCACAGUUUGCUGCAGGCCUGAACGCACCGGACCGGGAAGGACACCAGUGCCUCGUUUCCACUGAGCGGUCCGGUCCGAUCCAGACCAGUCCGGUAUUUUGGGUGUAAUGGACCCAUUAGGCCAGAUCGAACCGCACCAUUUUUGGGCCCUGAUGGUUGUAGGUCCACAGAAAAAUGGCAUGGACCGGUUAGGGUGGAGGUACUGUCGUCAUACGAUGAAGCCUGUUGAUUGGCGGCAGGUCGUUACAACAAUAUUAAGCACUAAACUAACGCCAAUGUCUUCGGCCGUAUUCCUUCGCUGCACGCAAUCUCCUCUCAAACAAUAUUAAAUGCUUUGUAUCUACAAAGAAACAAAGAGCUGCUUGAUGACCUUCAUUGUUGUCGUCGAUAGCUUAGCUUUUGCUGUAGCACAACUAUGAUACAAAGCUACACAAUCGGUCUACACUUGGAGUGCCCAAAUCCAGGCCUUGAGGGCCGGUGGUCCUACAUUUUUUCCUAACCAUUCUGCAAUUGAAGCUCCUCAUUGGCUAAACAAACCUGAUCCAGGUGUUCAGCAGCAGAUGAGACAGGAUUUCUGAUUUGGGGCCCCUGGUCUACACCCAGCACGUGCAGUGACGGUCCACCUUUGAGUGGGAACCCUCACCUGAAUUGUCUGGACCAUUCUCAACCCGACCACUCAGUGGAAACGAGGCUCAGGAGUCUCCAAGCAGAAGACGCAGAUUUCCUGGGGGAAAAGUUGAAGCUCCUCAAAAUUCCUGAAGCAGAUCGUGACGUUUAGUGUUCCUCUAAAUCCAACAUUACUGAUGUAACGCUGCUGUGUGUGCCUGCAUGCAGCACCUACGUCUGCACCCAGACUCCGGUGACUGCAGCUGGUCUGUCCACAUUGAUGCAGCGCCUGCAUCUGCUGCGUCUGCAUGGAUGCAUCUGCUUUGCAGAGAUGUGUUGUGUUGACUCUGCUGUUUACCCUCAUGUGGCUUCAAUAUUCAGGUGGUAACAAAGGUACACGCUCAGAAAAAACUCAUCAAAACAACCAUUUUAAUGAGAUUUUAACCCUUUAAAUGCCACUUCCCUCGUGUAGUCAGACCGCUGCAUCAUCACAAAAGUAGAAACUGACCUGCCAUCAUUAUUAUUAGUAGGAGCUGCACUGUGGCGUCAGGGUUAGCACUCUUGCCUUACAGCAAGAAGGCCCUGGUUCGAAUUCUGACCUCAGCCAACAGUAGCUGGGAUAGGCUCCAGCAACUCUGCAAUCCCAAGAGGGAUACGGUAGGCUUAUGAAAUAAUAAAUGUGCCGUGUAAAAGAUCAAAAUCCCUGAAAUGGAUUGUUUCAGUAAAAGUUUGAACGAUUUAUCAUUUUAGGAGGGGGGAAUUAAAGGUUAAGAAUGGAUGAACAGUGAAGCCAUUUUUCAUGUUGUGUACGUUUACAUGUCAUUAACUUAUAGUUUUUUCUAUUUACACUCUAGGAAGCUCAGUGCACGAGUGUCCAAAUAAUUUGCAGGAUGUUUAUAAUCUGAGUGUAAUCUGCCACCUUGUCAGCUGUCACACUACCUGAUCAAUAAACUAAUCAAACAUG
Oryzias latipes (Japanese medaka) is the source of this 5547-nucleotide messenger RNA. RefSeq names its product dynactin 1b (gene dctn1b). Lineage: Eukaryota; Metazoa; Chordata; Actinopteri; Beloniformes; Adrianichthyidae. Gene Ontology annotation, cellular component: microtubule associated complex; kinetochore; axon. The record is from RefSeq and is a predicted model, not a curated record. Gene Ontology annotation, biological process: establishment of mitotic spindle orientation; nuclear migration.